Molecule: messenger RNA, 1776 nt
Organism: Symbiodinium sp. CCMP2592
Lineage: Eukaryota; Dinophyceae; Suessiales; Symbiodiniaceae
Source: the annotation of a GenBank genome assembly
AUGACAUAUACCAGGCUGAGGACCGAGGAGCGGAUCAUGCUCGAUGCAUUCGACGCACUCGGCAUCUUGGCAACCCCGAUCGAUCUCAGAGAGUUUGUCUUUGACCCCAGAGAUCAGGCUUCUUGGUCUCGAUUCGACGCGGUGCUCGACCGAUCGUUGAGUUUGACCAACUCCAUCACUUCAAUCAGGAUGUUUGAGCACUACGGAUUGCCCUGUUAUAACAGCUCAAAUGCAAUCCAGACAUGCUCCGACAAGUUGCUGACCACGCUUGCAUUGGAGCACAAUGAGAUCCCGACCCCAAAUACCCGUAUCGCGCUCACCGCGCGGAGUGGAUUUGAAGCCAUUGAGCAGAUCGGAUAUCCAGCGGUCAUCAAGCCCACUGUCGGAUCCUGGGGGCGCCUCGUUGCUCGUGUCAAUGAUCGUGACGCCGCUGAAGCGAUCCUUGAGCAUCGAGAGACUCUCGGGUCUGUCCAGCAGCGUGUGUUGUAUAUUCAGGAGCAUAUCGAAAAGCCGGGUCGAGAUCUUCGAGUCUUUGUGGUGGGGGGGCGAGCAAUCGCUGCCAUCGCUCGUGCAAGCGAGCACUGGGUGACAAACACCGCACGCGGAGCGCGUGCAAUUGGGAUACCAGUCACCGAUGAACUCGCGAGUUUGGCGGUAAAGGCAGUGGAUAGUGUCGGCGCUCACAUCGCAGCCGUUGACUUUCUCGAGUGCCCAAACAGGGGGUUGCUCGUCAAUGAGAUCAACCAUUCGAUGGAGUUUCGCAACUCAAUCGUGACUACAGGAUACACCGGAGGGGAACUCCUCCGAUUGCUCCACGCUCAUCCGGAAGUAGAAAUCGCCCAAGUCACUUCACGCAAGCUCAGCGGGCAACCAGUGCAUAGAUCUCAUCCGAACAUGCGUGGGUAUCUUGAUACUGUGUACAGUCUUCCUGAGGAUGUGGAGGGUUGCGAUGUCAUCAUCCUAUGCAUGCCUCACGGAAAGGCAUCCAGCGACAUCGAGCAUUGGCGAUCCAAAGCGCCGCUCGUGAUCGACCUCAGCGCCGACUUUCGACUCCGAGAUCCUCAGAACUAUCAGCAGUGGUACGGCGAAGAGCAUCCGUCACCCCAAGCACUCUCAGAAGUGGUGUACGGACUCCCUGAGAUCACACGAGAUCAACUAAGUGGCGCCAGCUUGAUCUCUGGAGUGGGUUGCAACGCAACGGCGAUGACACUUGCAUUGCUUCCUCUCGCACGAGCAGGGUUGAUCAAGAGAUGUAUCGCAGAUAUCAAAGUGGGAUCAUCCGAAGCCGGCGCCGAGGCCAAUGCGGGUUCGCAUCAUCCAGUUCGUGCGCGUACGGCUCGGACCUACAGCGCAUUCGGGCAUCGACAUCUUGCAGAGGUCAACCAAUCACUCGGACAGUUGGAUCUCGAUGCAACUGUCACAGCCAUCGACAUGGUCCGCGGCGUGCUUUGCACUGCACACAUCGAACCAACUGAGCGACUCGAAACCAAGGAUCUCUGGAAGCUUUAUCGUGGGGCGUACAACAACGAGCCUUUUGUCCGGAUCAUCGCUGAUCGUUCAGGACCGAAUCGUUUCCCGGACCCUCGCAUUGUUGUUGGAUCCAACAAAGCGGAUGUUGGAUUCAGCGUAGAUCCGAUUUCCGGAAGGAUUAUCUCGCUCUGUGCCAUUGACAACCUUGUCAAAGGAGCCGCAGGUUCAGCUGUCCAAUCCAUGAAUAUCGCACUCGGAUUCCCAGAAACAGCAGGAUUGGGAUUCCCAGGACUUCACCCCGCAUAA